AUGCCAAAGGGAUCCGGAUCCCCCCUCCGCAUCAAGAUGAUCAAGUACCCGUCAAAGCCACCACGCUCUCUACUCGGUGCUUUUACCAGGGCAGAGACCAAAGCCAAGUUGAUGAUAAGGGGUCUGGAUGUCCCAAAGAUAUACCUAUUCCAAGAAUAUACCGUGCGAAGAUGUACCGAGCACCAGACUGAUAAAGCAGCCUAUGUUUCCAUUGAGAUCCAGGGAAUGGUCUCGGCUGAGAGCUACAUAUUUCCAUGUCUUGAGACAAAUCUGCAACUUGCGAUCUUCUGCGAGCUGUAUGUACGCAACGACAUCAUUGCUUUUCCUCCCUUGGUAGUUGGUACUAUACCUGUCCAUCAACUGCCGUGCCAAGAUUUUCGGAGAUAUCCCCGCGCUACCCACGCAGAUUCCCAUGAGUGA
This is a messenger RNA of Letharia columbiana, 420 nucleotides long. RefSeq lists its product as uncharacterized. The record is from RefSeq and is a predicted model, not a curated record. The transcript has a single exon. Bases 1 to 420 code for a protein of 139 amino acids. Lineage: Eukaryota; Fungi; Ascomycota; Lecanoromycetes; Lecanorales; Parmeliaceae.